AUGAAGCACUGCGCCGAUGUUGCCAGCCUCGGGCUGCCGCCCCACUCCAAGGUCGUCGUCGCGACCCACCCCGUGCUCGCCCACAAGCUCACGAAGCUCCGCGAUGCCAAGACCGAUGCCAACCUCUUCCGCCACCUCCUGCGCGAGAUCACGUUCUACCUCGGAUACGAAGCAACGUCGGACCUUGCCGUCAUCCCCAAGAGCAUCACGACUCCGUUGGGGCCGCACCAAGGCGCCGAGCUCGCGUCCGUGGUCGCGCUUGUGCCGAUUCUUCGCGCCGGUCUCGGCAUGGUUGAGCCCAUGUUGGAUUUGCUUCCGAACGCUCGCGUGCAUCACAUUGGCAUGUACCGCAACAAGAACUCGUUGCUACCGGUCCAAUACUACAACAAGCUGCCGCACGACUGCAACGUGGACGUUGCGAUCAUCUUGGAGCCUGUCAUCGCCACAGCUGGCACCAUCAUUGCGACCGUCGCCGUCUUGCACGCAUGGGGCGUGAACCAGAUCAAGAUCAUUAGCAGCAUUGCCUCCAAGAAUGGCUUGAAGGAGCUCUUCGCCAAGCAUCCGGGCGUGGAAGUGAUUGUGGCCGCGAUCGACGAGACGCUCUCCGAGGAAGGCUACAUUGUCCCGGGUCUCGGCGACGCCGGCGACCGCCAAUUCGACACGGUGGCGCACACGGGCGUGAAGCGCAAGCUCAACGAGUAA
Molecule: messenger RNA, 702 nt
Organism: Saprolegnia diclina VS20
Lineage: Eukaryota; Oomycota; Saprolegniomycetes; Saprolegniales; Saprolegniaceae
Product: uracil phosphoribosyltransferase
Exons: 7
Coding region: 1-702 (233 amino acids)
Biological process (GO): uracil salvage
Molecular function (GO): uracil phosphoribosyltransferase activity
Source: RefSeq, a predicted model, not a curated record